Messenger RNA from Heterobasidion irregulare TC 32-1, 1560 nucleotides. RefSeq lists its product as uncharacterized. NCBI's taxonomy places the organism in Eukaryota, Fungi, Basidiomycota, Agaricomycetes, Russulales, Bondarzewiaceae. The transcript has 4 exons. The coding region runs from base 1 to 1560 and encodes 519 amino acids. The record is from RefSeq and is a predicted model, not a curated record.
AUGGAAAUUGGACUCGAGGAAAAUGCCGACGACGUCUUUCAACAACUUGUUUAUGAGCUUUCACAGAUCGAAUCAUCGCCUUCAGUCCAGGUAGAGCUGACUGUCCGCUCCUCGGAUGAAGUACAUUUUGACGGCUCAUCUGAGCUGCCUGGCGCCGAAGAGCUUACUUCAGAUACCGUCGAAAUUCUUCAAUGCAUGAAACAAUUGCCCAAACUCCUCGUGACAUCCUCUAUAUUCCGUAUACUCUUAUUUGACAUAUCCAUCACGGCACGAGACAUCGCAGCAUCUCUAGCGGUCGAAGUCGAGACACUCGCAAAUCAAGUUGAUAUUUAUGCCGAAAAAGUGGAGCAAGCCGCUCGUCAUGGCAGAUUGUCACCUGAGGAAGUCAAGAUACAUAUUCGUGAGGCUGGUGAUGAUACGGAAGCCUUAGCGGAAGACAAAUGUCGCCAUCUUCGCGUACUUGCAGCUGAAUCUUCGUUCGAACUCAAGGAUAAGAUUCUCUCCCGAGUGAAACAAGUUGAGAAUUGGGCUCAGCAAGAUCCCUUGCAUCGACAGACAUUUCAAACUGUCAUCGCUUUGGCUCAAAAAUAUGCGGACAAAUUCGCCGCAGUAGACGCGUCGAACCCUUCAGCCCUCAGUGUUACACCGGCCAUCUACACAGACGAAAAGACACGACAUAUUCUGAACCUUCUUCAAGUCAUUCUGGAACGCCUCGCUUCCGGGCACACAGUUGCACGCAUCUUAGACGCGUUUUAUCAAAUCAUCUUGGACGUCAUCAACGCACCCGGCGGUGCUAACGGCGAUGUGCGGAAACUGUGCCGUGACCUUGGGAAGUGGCUUGAUCAGGCACUGCAACGGAACAAAUACACGAUGUCAUGGAAUGGAGCCCUUGCGCUGGAGCAGUUGUACGACCGCGGCCAAACAAUCUUCACUUCCGAGUCGCAUUCACAGCUAUCGCUCCACUGCACUACACUGGUGCACGAGAUACAGUCGUUCAUCGAUGCGAUGUUAUCAGAUCGCUCUAUGCGUAGGCUCACCGAUGUCAUCAAUAAUAUCUCUGAUGCGUUGGCUGAGUUUGGUAGCACAGCUCUGUCCCGCGCGAUUCAUAAAACUCGGCGGCGUCGCGCAGAGUUGAAACGCGAUGCUUUUGCAUCGCUGCUGCCACGUCUUUUGGCAACUUUUCGUACCGUUCCUGUCCCUCGCAUGGAGUAUAGGGAUAAAUUCAUUGAUGUGGCUGUUGACAGCAUUUUCUUGACUUCUGGGUCAGUGUCCACUUCGCUCCUUCCCGACCAUCUCGCAUUCGAAAACGGGACGGAACUGCGCCUAGACACUGCUAGUAGUCAGCCUAGCGGAGAUAACAAUCUGAGAACUGCUGCCCACAUGCAUUUACAUUUCGACAGGGCUCGCCUAUCUGCCAAGGGAUUUAACUACUACUUGUUCCCAAAGGGGCUCCUGGGAUACCAAGAUCAAGGGGCUCUCAGCAUUGAUGUGGGCAGCCAGGACGCGGUCGGACAGGGAAUCACGAUGAACGUCCAACCGGAGAUAGAAACGGAUCUUUAA